Messenger RNA from Cyclocybe aegerita, 432 nucleotides. NCBI's taxonomy places the organism in Eukaryota, Fungi, Basidiomycota, Agaricomycetes, Agaricales, Hemipholiotaceae. The record is from the annotation of a GenBank genome assembly.
AUGGACAAGCUCCUCGCCCCUCACACCCACGAAGCCACCGCUCACCACCACCUAACUGAAAACUGGCCCACAUGGCAUACCGACCAACCCUCCGUCGACGAGUCUCUCAUUUCUGGCUGUGCUUCCUACCGCGCAUUCGACCGCUACUUGGGUGGAAAGGAUUUGUUUCUCUUGCCAAGAAGUCGGUCCGAGCUUGAAAGCGUUUUGAGAAGAUACGCGUACGACGCCAUCCACAACGCCAUCGCGAGCAGCCGUUCCCCACUGCAAACGGGAGGGUAUAGCAGGGUGUGCCACCUUGCAGAAAAGUCAAUCCGGGAUGUCCUGAACACCGGCGAUAACGUCGAUAUCCUUCUUGCCCUCCACCGCCCUCCACCGCAGUCACCUGGCCGUGAUGCCACCAAUACAACACGCUCAAGCAUCAGAUCUGGCUGA